AUGUGUGGGAUCUUCGGCUACGUCAACUACAAAGUCCCCCUUUCCGUUCGCCAGAUCGUCGAGACGCUGUUGUUGGGGCUGAAGAAGAUCGAAUACCGCGGCUACGACAGCGCGGGCCUUUGCCUGGACGCGAUCCCCCUCCCUUCCGACCACAACGCGGCGAAUGACGGGCCGACGCCGUUGGUGAUUCGCAGUGUCGGCAAUAUCGACGCCCUUCGCGCGAAAACCUUCGCCGAUCCCGCGCUUUCGCCGGCGCAUUUGGACGUUGUGGUGGAGCAUCACGUCGGGGUCGCCCACACGCGAUGGGCCACCCACGGCGAGGUCUGCGAGGCGAACUGCCACCCCCAACAAAGCAACGACGGCGCCUUCAGCGUCGUCCAUAACGGCAUGAUGACGAACCACCAGACGAUCAAAACGAUGAUCCUGCAGGAGAACGGCUAUACCUUCCGCAGUAAUACCGAUACCGAGGUCAUCGCGGUGCUCGCGGAGUACCUGUACACGGAAAAAGGGAUCCGCCGCUUCACUGAGCUGACCUUCCACCUCACCCAUUUUAUCGAGGGCGCCUACGCGUUGUUGAUCCGGAGCUCGCACUUCCCUGGCGAGUUAAUGGCCUGCCGGCGGGGCUCCCCUCUGGUGAUCGGCGUCCGCGAGCCCCUCGCGGAGGGCCGCCUGACGGAAAAACGCUGGGGCAUCAACGACGGCAAAAAGCCGGUGGAGAUCUUCUUCGCGUCGGACCCUCAUUCCUUCGCGGCCCACACGCGCCAUGUGGUUUACCUCGAGGAUGGCGAUAUCGCGCACUACCGGGACGGCGCGAUUGGCUUCUACAACCCCCCCACCACCGCGGCCCCGGCGCUGGAAAGCGAAGUCUCGCGGCGAAUCCACCAGCUGGACGGGGUGCUGGAGAGCCUGAGCAAAGGCGGCUUCGCGCACUUUAUGCUCAAGGAGAUCCACGAGCAGGCGGGGGCCGCCGAGCGGGCGAUGCGGGGGCGCGUCAACUUCGUCAGCGGGGCCUUCCACUUCGGCGGCUUCUCCGCCCCGCGGCUGCGCAGCCUGCGGGAGGCCCGCCGGGUGGUGUUGAUCGCCUGCGGGACGUCGAUGUUCAGCGCGAUGGCGGUGCGCCCGGUGUGGGAGGAGCUCGUGGCGACCCCGGUCGCGGUCGAGAACGCCUCGGACUUCGUCGAUCGCGGCGCGCGGGUCGGGCGGCUCGACGCCUGCGUGUUUAUCUCGCAAUCGGGCGAGACCGCGGACGUCCUGCGGGCCUUGGAGGGCUGUCGGGAGGCCGGGGCGGUUUGCGUGGGCAUCACCAACGUCGUCGGCUCGAGCGUGAGCCGGAUGACGGACUUCGGGGUCCAUUUGAACGCCGGGACGGAGGUCGGGGUGGCGUCGACCAAGGCCUACACCUCGCAGGUGGUCGUGCUCAGCCUGAUCGCGCUGCUGCUCUCGCAGGACUCGCGCGCGCUCAAGGGCCGGCGGGAGGCGAUCCUGCAAGGCCUCUCGGAGCUCCCCGCGAAGAUCACCCAGACCCUCCACGACGUCGAAACCCCCAUCCAGGAGGUGGCGAGGCAGCUCCAGAACGAGUCCUCCCUCCUGGUGCUCGGCAGGGGCUACGACUACGCCACCGUGAUGGAGGCGGCGCUGAAGUUGAAGGAAACCACUUAUAUCCACGCCGAGGGCAUCAGCUUUGGCGAGCUCAAACACGGAUCCCUCGCCUUGGUCGACCCCGCGAUGCGAAUCCUGGCGAUCUGCUCGGACGACAAGCACGCCGAGAAGUGCAAGUCGGCCAUUCAGCAGGUCAGCGCGCGCGAGGGGCGGAUUAUACUCAUCACAAAUUACUCGGACCCCGAGUUAACGACGGCCUGUGAGAAGUUGAUCCUCGUCCCGAAGAUUGUGGAUUGCCUUCAGUGUAUUCUUAACGUGAUCCCUUUUCAGUUAUUGGCCUACCACACCGCGGUGCUUCGCGGAAAUAACGUCGACUGCCCGAGAAACUUGGCGAAAUGCGUCACCGUCGAAUAA
Molecule: messenger RNA, 2013 nt
Organism: Phytomonas sp. Hart1
Lineage: Eukaryota; Euglenozoa; Kinetoplastea; Trypanosomatida; Trypanosomatidae
Source: the annotation of a GenBank genome assembly